This is a messenger RNA of Clavispora lusitaniae ATCC 42720, 1806 nucleotides long. Its product is annotated as methylenetetrahydrofolate reductase (NAD(P)H). Gene Ontology annotation, biological process: tetrahydrofolate interconversion. The record is from RefSeq and is a predicted model, not a curated record. Lineage: Eukaryota; Fungi; Ascomycota; Pichiomycetes; Serinales; Metschnikowiaceae. Gene Ontology annotation, molecular function: FAD binding; methylenetetrahydrofolate reductase [NAD(P)H] activity. Gene Ontology annotation, cellular component: cytosol.
AUGUCUGUCGUCGAGCGGAUCCAGGCGUUGGGCCCAGACGAAAAGUUUUGUCUGUUUGAGUUUUUCCCGCCAAAGACAGAUGCGGGGUUCCGCAACUUGCUUGCCCGUUUGCACCGCAUGCGAGACCUUAACCCGCUUUUCGUAUCCGUCACUUGGGGCGCCGGCGGUUCCACCAGCGAAAAGUCCUUGGAGUUGGCUGUCACAUGCCAGCAGCUUCUUGGCAUUUCCACCGUUUUGCACUUGACUUGCACCAACACCAACAAGGCCAUAAUCGACGAUGCGCUCUCUCGCGCCAAAGCCGCUGGCAUUCGCAACAUUUUGGCUCUCAGGGGCGAUCCUCCGCGGACCCGCGAGUACUGGACGCCCGAGUGCAGUUUCCGGACGGCGGUGGACUUGGUGCGGUACAUUCGUGCCCAGUACGGCGACUACUUCUGCAUCGGUGUGGCUGGGUAUCCCGAGGGACAUGUCGAUGGGUCUGACGGCGCCGAGCAGGACCCGAAACGGGACCUUCCUUACUUGGAAGAGAAAGUUGCCGCCGGCGCGCUGUUUGUGGUGACCCAAAUGUUCUUUGACGCCGAUAAGUAUGUGGCAUUCGAAAAGAUGGUGCGCGCUUCGCCCGUUUUGAAAGACGUUGUGCUUAUUCCUGGACUCAUGCCCAUUACCACCUACAAGGUGUUUACACGCGCAACAAAAUUGUCGCAUGCGCUGGUCCCUGCUGCCGUGGCAGAACAACUAUCUCUGGCUGCGGUUGACGACGACCAGGUGAAAAAAAUCGGUGUGGAUGUUUUGUCGCAGCUUGUGGCCGAUGUUAGUGCUCGCAGCGCGGCGCGCGGUUUCCACUUCUACACGCUCAAUUUGGAGCGCGCCGUCGCGGCCAUUGUCGAGUCCUGCCCCGAGUUGCGCGGCAGCGCCGCCCGCCUUUCGCGGUCGCGCGCCUCCUCCGACCCGUUCGAGUCGGACCUGGAAACGUCCGCGCCAAACGCCGGGAAAGUGGAGUCGGUGCCUGAUUCUGUGCCGCUUGUCCGUGACCGCCGUGUCACUUUAGCAGCCACAUGGGACGACUUCCCGAACGGACGGUUUGGUGACGCCAGCUCGCCUGCCUACGGUGAAAUAGACGGCUACGGACCAAGUUUGAAGCUCGAGCCGCCGGAAGCUGUUGCUGUUUGGGGCACGCCACAGAGUGUUGCGGACGUCUCGCGUGUCUUUAUCGACUACCUCUCGGCGAAAAUCCUGUCGUUACCCUGGGUGCUGACGGAAUUGUCCCCUGAAACAGCUUUGAUCCAGGAACAGCUUUUCGAAUUGAACAGUCGCGGGCUUUUUACAUUAGCGUCGCAGCCUGCUGUCGACAGCUGCCCUUCGAGUGACUCUAUUCUAGGCUGGGGGCCUCGAAACGGCCGCAUUUUCCAGAAACUGUUUGUGGAGUUCUUCGUGCCUAAAACAGAAUGGGAGCGGCUCUUGCGCCUCAUGGACAAGGAUAUCUCAGAUAAAACAAUAACUUAUUUCUGCGGGAAUUCAAAGGGUGAAAUCACAACGAACAUGCCCCACAAGUCUUCGCAAAGGACUGCUAUAACAUGGGGUGUUUUCCCUUCCAAAGAGGUCUUGCAACCCACAGUGAUUGACCGCCAGCUGUUUCAAGCAUGGAAUGAGGAAGCGUUUGGGUUGUGGCUUGAUUGGGCUCGUUGUUAUGCUCCUGAUUCUCCUCUGUACCGCCUUUUGGCAGGGAUUCAUCUGGAUUAUUACUUGGUAAGCAUUGUGCACAACAAUUACCUUGCCGAAAACGCCUUAUGGGAUACUUUACUUCAGUGA